Messenger RNA from Aedes albopictus (Asian tiger mosquito), 2295 nucleotides. It is a transcript of the gene fwe, whose product is annotated as calcium channel flower. The transcript is spliced from 6 exons. NCBI's taxonomy places the organism in Eukaryota, Metazoa, Arthropoda, Insecta, Diptera, Culicidae. The record is from RefSeq and is a predicted model, not a curated record. Gene Ontology annotation, biological process: vesicle-mediated transport. Gene Ontology annotation, cellular component: membrane. The coding region runs from base 455 to 1060 and encodes 201 amino acids.
UCGAUUUUCGCUGCCAACCGCACGGGAGCAAAACAUCAGAAAAUCUUUCACCCGAAGGAGGAUCAUCGUCGCGCAACAUUUCGCGAUAAGUUUUCGUCCGCUUUAUCGCACGCAGAUAGCAUAGCUGCAGUAAAAGGUCCCGUUCCGGUCCCGUGGGAAAGAUCCUCGCCGUACGUGUGUGAUGCGCUAACGGGUCCGUCGCUGUCGUCGUCGUGAGUGCGUGCGUGAAGUGCAAGUGUCCGGUCGAUUCGGGAUUGUUCCGUUCUUCCCCGACGUCGUCUACUCGCUUGUCAGUCAGUGAGUGUAUUUGAACUCGUCAUCAUCAUCAUCAUCAGCAGCAGCUCUUCUCGGCUCUGGUUUUUGCCAGCGUAAUUUCUUCCAAUUUUCACCCUCGUCUCGUUCGCAUAUCAGAACAUCGGAGAAGAACUCAGCAGAAGUAACAGCACAAGAAGAAAUGUCGUUCGCCGAGAGAUUAGCCGGGUUGAUGGCCCGUCCCGGUCAGGAUAACGUACCGCGAGAUGACGUGCCGUGGCACCUGAAGUACGGCGGACGCGCCGUUGGAAUUGUGGGAGGAUUCUUCGCCGUCCUGUUCGGUCUGUACAACUGCAUCGGAAUCCUGCUGGGAGACGUCGGCUGCCUGGUCGGUGGCAUCCUGGAAAUUUUGGCCGGUUUUGUAGUGCUAGCGAUAGAGGCGCCCUGUUGUUUCAUCUUCAUCGAUCACGUGCAGCAGAUUGCGGAAAAGGCGGACCAACGACCGUACUGGAACCGAGCCGCGCUGUACUGCGUCAUCGCACUCCCACCGGUGAUCCUUUGCCUGGGCUUGGGUAGCUUAUUCGGCUGCGGGCUCAUUUUCGUCACCGGAAUGAUUUACGGCAUGAUGUCGCUCGGCAAAAAGGGAACUCGCGAGGACAUGGCAGCGAUGGCCUCACCGAACGCGAUGUCCCCGGUACAGGGCGUACCCUCAACGGAUCAGCACUCGACCCUAAUGGAGGAUCCCGACAGCGUCGUUUGCGGAAAUGCGGGCGGCGGCAGCAGCGUCAACGGCGGCCUCGUCCGCUGAACAGGGUCGAUCCGGCGGCGCCAACGGUGCCGCUUCCGGGUCCAACCUCGGUGUCCCGAACAGCAAGCAAAGCUCGACCCUGGUCAACAAUGUGCAACCGAUCGCAUACAGUAUGCCACCACCGUACGAUAGUGUAGCCUAAUAAUGAUGGUAAUCCUCCGAACCCUCCCCCCAUCCCUGUUCGUUAUACUUUGAAGAUUGAAGGUAUGGUAGACGAAGUAGUGAAACGAAGCGAAAAGACUUCUAGGCAGAUGUUAUUGUCCACACGUCCACACACUCCCCGAUCCUUCCCGAACUUCCUUUCUAGUUACUACUACUGUGUAUAACUAACUACAAACAACAAUUGUAUUCUAAGGAUUGGUGAGCAAAGUGUUCUGACUCCGGUGAUCGAGAGAAGCAAGCUGCUUACGCAAGAAGAAGCAGCCAAGUCCUCCCCUAAGCUAAGGAACACGAUUAUUUCACAAGUGAAACCUUUCUGUUACUUUUAGCUAUAUUAUGUGCAUUUUUUGCUGUUUAGUGGGCGAUUCAAAGUAUGUGAACUAAAGAUAAACUUUAUGAUUAAUUGAUUAUAUCACCUAAUGGAUACUGAUUAUUAUGAAAACAAAAAAAAGAAAAGCAUUAAUCCCAUUAACUAGCGAAACUUAUUGAAAACCCUAGCUUAAUUGAUUACGAUUAAAACAAAAAAAAAGUAAAUACACUAUAUUUAUAUUAGUGAAGAAGUUGAACUACACAACUGAGAUAUUGUGCUGUAAAUUUUUCUCUUUGCGUUAGGUGUAAAUUUGUUGCUCUUAAGAAGGGUGUUGUCAGAAAAUCAGGAAAAUUGUGAGAACUUGUGAGAACAACACAAGACAAGCACUCUGUGAGAAGAAAUCUACACAUCAAAUUUAGUUAGUCUAAAGCCUAUUUAUUGCAAAAUAUAAUUUACUGAACUGAAUGAUGAAAAUUAACCGGGACGACGAAUAGAAAAAAAUGAUUGAAUAUGAUUUCCGAGAUCGGCUGGCGAGCUUAAGUAACACUUGGCGCCAGCGGAUUUAUUAAAUAGUGAGAAAAAUAAGUUCUGAACGAAUGUACAGCCAAUCAAACGGAAUGGUGUAAUAGUUUAACAACGGUCGACAGAUAGAGACGGAAUAAAACGUGUGCAGAAGAAAUGCUUGUAGUAGUAUAGCGAGUUAAAUUACACUAAAUUAAGACUGGCAGUGAAUAAACUUUCCAUUGAAUAUGUGACAAAAGAGAAA